Messenger RNA from Medicago truncatula (barrel medic), 1570 nucleotides. RefSeq lists its product as uncharacterized. The transcript is spliced from 2 exons. Lineage: Eukaryota; Viridiplantae; Streptophyta; Magnoliopsida; Fabales; Fabaceae. The record is from RefSeq and is a predicted model, not a curated record. Bases 592 to 1158 code for a protein of 188 amino acids.
CUAUCUUGAUCAUUAUCAUAAGGUUCAUUACACAAAGGCUCGAUCCAACGUGAUUCAUCUCUACCCUCAAAUCCUCUCUGACUCAUAACGCUUCAACGACUAGUAACGACUCUUCAACAUCUCUGGAUUUUGAAUUUAAAAGAAAACGGAAAAUUACUUUUAGGCUUCCAUUUUUUCUCUCGAUCAUCUUAAAAAGACCAAAAUACCGUCAACGGUUGUUACUUUUUAUUUGGGAGACCUUCUAAAUCGGUUUAAGUGAUUUAAAAAGUAAUUAAAUCAAUCUAAAAAACUAUGAACUACAGUUAAAUGCCGUUAGGCAAACGAGCAAAAAGAGAAGUUUUGGAAGGGUGAAGAGUAAUUUUCCCAAAGGCAUGAGUAUAUUCAUAAAAAAUUGGGCCCAAAAGUGGAUCUUGAAAUAAAAGCCCACCAAAACUAAAAAAGCCCAAACUCCUCAUCAAGAAGACAAAGAAAGAAGCAAACGAGAGAAUUACAACAAAACUCAUUUCCUUCAUUCUUUCUUCUUCUUGCAUUUUGAUCUCUUCUUGAAAACCAUUUUCAUUUCUCUCUCUCUCUCUGCAAACAAACUGGUUUAUGGCAAAAAACAACAAGUAUGCAUCCAUCAACUUCAACCAUAUCUACGAUAACAAACCCAUAACAACCACCAAAACCAACAACGCUUCAAAGAACCCUUCUCUUUCAUCUUCUUCUUCCUUCUCAUCGGCUUCGUAUUCUGCUGUUUCCGCACCAAACAAACAUGGCCGAAUCCUCGUUCUAACCCGACCCACACCCAAACCCAUUUCACAUCCCACCCCUCCCGCACAAUCACAACAAUCCAAACCCAACCCGAUCCAGGCUCCUGUUUCUUCAGAUCGACCACGGUCUCAACCGGGACCAGAUUCAAUCUCGCUUCGUCCAUUGGGUCGAACCGGUUCUUUGUCGUCGGGUCUUUUACCGAACCCUGUUUUGAACGGCGAGAAAGAGAAGAGUUUGCCGGUGAAAAGUGGUAAAUUUGUGCCGCCGCAUCUUCGGCCAGGGUUUGUGCCGAGGGAGGAGUGUCUUAGGGAAAACUUGCGACCCAAGUCUGGCGGUAAUGAGAGGAUGAGGAAGGUUUCUGGGUCUGAUACGGGUUUUGGGAAUCGACCCAAUUCUAGUGGAUGAUCAUCAUCAUGAUCAUGAAUAGUUGAAUUCUUUUCAGAGGAUGAAGAUAAAAGGCAUUUUGUCAUGAUAAAAUGUCUGUGCAGAACAGUUAUCUGUACAUAUCCUUUGUCCCUCUGGAACUGACAUCAAUUUUCACAAGAUGGCAUCUCAAAUCAUUGAAGAUGAAACAUGACCUGAAGACAGAUUCUCAACACCUAACGUUGCGAUUUGUAACAAAAUUUGUAAUGAUUCGCAAGAUGAUUUGGUUCUUGUUUACCACUGAUGACAAUAGUGUAGAAUCUACGCACGUACAUAUUUUAAAUACCCUGCUAAACUUUUUCUACUGUAUUUUUUUUCUUUCUGGCAUGCCUUUAUACAUAGAGCAUGUGUUGUUUGAUUGAGAAGCAAUCCAAUCCUUUAGUUGUUUGUUGUA